UUGUCUGCAGUCAAAGAUGGCGGUGCGGAAGAAAGACGGCGGCCCGAAUGUAAAAUAUUUCGAAGCGUCUGAUACUGUUUCUCAGUUUGAUAAUGUCCGCGUCUGGCUGGGAAAGAAUUACAAGAAGUACAUCCAGGCCGAGCCCCCCACCAACAAGUCUCUGUCCAGCCUGGUGGUCCAGCUGCUCCAGUUCCAGGAGGAGGUGUUCGGUCGACAUGUCAGCAACCCUCCGCUCACCAAGCUGCCAAUGAAGUGUUUUCUGGACUUCAAGUCAGGAGGGGCUCUCUGCCACAUCCUGGCUGCUGCCUACAAGUUCAAGAGUGACCAAGGAUGGCGCAGGUUUGACUUCCAGAAUCCGUCGAGGAUGGACCGAAAUGUAGAGAUGUUCAUGACUAUUGAGAAGUCCUUAGUGCAAAACAACUGCCUCAGCAGGCCAGUUAUCUACUUGAGCUCUGACAUAGAGCCCAAACUGCUCGGGAAACUGAAGGACAUUAUAAAAAGACAUCAGGGAUCUGUAGCAGAGGAAAAGGCCUCCAGCUCCCAUGUUGUUGUUUCGAUUCCCACCAGCCUGGAGGAAGAAGAGUGGGUGCGUCCAGUUAUAAAGAGAGAUAAGCAAGUGCUCCUUCACUGGGGAUAUUUUCCUGACAGUUAUGAUACCUGGAUCCAAGCAAGUGAGAUUGAGGCUUCUGUGGAGGAUCCUCCGAUCCCAGAAAAGCCUAGGAAGGUCCAUGCCAAGUGGAUUUUAGACCUGGACCAGUACAACGAAUGGAUGAAUGAGGAGGAUUAUGAAGUGGGCGAGGGCUGCCCAAAGAGGAAGAGGAUCUCAGCCAAGACCCUGACAGAUGAGGUGACCACUUCAGAUGAGCGGAGGGACAAGAAGCCUGGCAGUGCCAAGAAGAGGAAGAGGUCGCCGUCGCCGUCCCCCACCCCUCCGCCUCAGGAGAGCAAGAAAAAGAAUACAAAAAAAGGGCCAACGACCCCGUACGCCAAGUCUAAACGAGGCCAAAGGGAAGAGGAACAGGAGGAUCCUAGCAAAGACGUGGAUGAAGCAUCACCUGUUCCUGCAUCGGAAGAGGGAAACCCAACUAAAACAAAUAACACUAAGAAGGAGUCUGAUUCAACUUCAGUCAAGGGCGGAACAGAAAUUGAAGAGCAAGAGGAUGAUUCCAUGGAAACAACAGGCAAGGAGGAGGAGGAAGGCUCCGCGAGCGUGAAGGGUGAACCAGUGAAAGGCUCCGACCUUCACGAGGACAAUGUGACCGAGCAAACUCAUCACAUUAUUAUACCGAGCUACGCUGCCUGGUUUGACUACAACAGUGUUCAUGCCAUUGAGCGCAGAGCCCUUCCAGAGUUUUUCAAUGGGAAGAACAAAUCCAAAACACCAGAGAUUUACCUGGCCUACAGAAACUUCAUGAUUGAUACAUACCGGCUGAACCCUCAGGAAUAUCUGACGUCCACGGCCUGUCGCAGAAACCUGGCAGGAGACGUGUGUGCAAUCAUGAGAGUGCACGCCUUUCUGGAGCAGUGGGGCCUCAUCAAUUACCAGGUUGACUCUGAGAGCCGACCCACACCCAUGGGUCCCCCACCCACUUCUCACUUCCACGUCCUUGCAGACACUCCGUCCAGUCUGGUCCCCCUGCAGCCCAAGACGUCCCAGGUCCACACUCUCUCACACAAACAUAAUAGUAACAUGCACACAUGUUCUGUUUUGAUUUACUCGUGUGCUGUCAUUGUGCACCUGCAGACUCCUGCUACCCAGCAGAUGAUGUCCUUCCCAGAUAAAGUGAAAGAGAAACCAGCAGAUCUGCAAAACUUUGGGUUGCGGACUGACAUGUACAGCAAGAAAACUUGUUCUGCAAAGAGCAAGAACACAACAAGCUCCAUGAGGGAGUGGACAGAGCAGGAAACACUGCUACUGCUUGAGGGGUUGGAGAUGUACAAAGACGACUGGAACAAGGUCUCAGAGCACGUGGGGAGCCGCACGCAGGAUGAGUGCAUCCUGCACUUCCUGCGGCUGCCCAUUGAAGACCCUUAUUUAGAAGACAACUCGUCGUCCCUCGGGCCGCUAUCUUACCAGCCGGUACCUUUCAGCCAGGCGGGAAACCCUGUCAUGAGCACAGUGGCCUUCCUCGCCUCUGUCGUCGACCCACGUGUUGCCUCUGCUGCAGCCAAAUCUGCCCUGGAGGAGUUCUCUCGUAUGAAGGAGGAGGUUCCUGCAGCGCUUGUUGAGGCUCAUGUGCGGAGGGUGGAGGAGGCAGCGAGGGUCAGUGGCCGCCAGGACCCACUCUAUGGCUUGGAGGGUAGUGGCAUAGCAGGCACGGGCCUGGAGGAGGGAGAGAGACCUGAUGAAAGCAGCGAUGAAAGUAAGAGUGACAGCCAACCAAGUGAAGAGAAGAGGGAGUCCAAGGAGAGCAAGGAUGGAGCAACCGAGGAAGAGGAGAAACAGUCAGAGAAUGGGAAGAAGGAAGAAGAAAGAGGAAGAGACGCAGAAGGCGAGAGGGAGACGGAUAAAACAGAGUCAGAGAUUGGUAAUGGGGAGAAGGUGAAGGAAGGAAAAGAGGGCACAGAGGAAGGACAAAGAGAAGCAGAGAGUGAAGGAGAGAGGAAAGCUAAGGUGGAGCGCGACGUUGGAGAGGGGAACCUUGCCACUGCUGCUGCAUCUGCACUCGCUGCUGCAGCUGUCAAAGCCAAGCACCUGGCUGCAGUUGAAGAGAGGAAGAUUAAAUCUCUUGUGGCGCUGCUGGUGGAGACCCAAAUGAAGAAGCUGGAGAUCAAACUUCGACACUUUGAAGAACUGGAAACCAUAAUGGACAGAGAGAGGGAGGCCUUGGAGUACCAGCGUCAGCAGCUGCUGGCCGACCGUCAGUCCUUCCAUAUGGAACAGUUGAAAUAUGCCGAGAUGAGGGCCCGCCAGCAGCACUUCCAGCAGAUUCAGCACCAGCAGCACAGCCAGGCUGGAGGCCCCCACGCCAACCAGGCCGCCCCAGCACCUGCCCCAGCACCCCUCACCGCCAGUCAGCAGGCACUCAACACACCGGCACCGCAGCCGGCCCCCAGUCCCGCACCUCCAUCUUCAGCCUCCGCCUCGGCCACUGAGACCCAACCCCCUCAAGGGGCUCACACCUCGCCCACCCCAGCUCCCCAUUCCAGCUCCAGCUCCAGCACUACUCCUGGAGCCCAUGAACCUACCCCCCCUCUUCCUGGGGAAACGCUACACCCUUCAGCUCCAGUCCCACCUCCACAGUGAGAGAAUCAUACAUACAGCCUGAGAAUCCGAAUGACUCUGACCACUUGUCGGUAUCAUCUCAAAUGAAGAAGUUAUAAACCCGAAGAACAACACAUUUUACAUGUUCAGAUCUUUAUCUUUUUUUUAUCAACAGGACAAUUGAUGCAAGGAAGAAAAAAUGAUGAAGUAUUAAUUAAACCAGCUCUACUUUUAGUUUCUGUUGAAAAAGAUGUCCUUUUUAAAAUGUUAUCGGCCUAUGAAGAAAAUGUUGUUUCAAACAGAAGCUGUUGGUCCUGUGCAUUUGAUUGGACAGCAACAUCUCACCUCAGAAUUUGAAGCUUAACCAGUGAACUAAGAGGCUCUUACCAACAUGUUGCCAAUCAAGGAAAGAGGACCAAACUUAUCCUGCGUUUUCAGUGGCAAUUGUUGUAUGUAUUUUCUGCAACAGCUUGUGAAGUUUGUGCUUCACAAUCUCUCCAGAGCCCCCCCCCCCCCCCCCCCCUGUGUACUGUAGGUACUAAGUGAAAUAUAUGUGAGACAAAAAUGCACUUUUAACAUGUUUCCCGAGGUCUAAUUAAAAGACUUGAAGCAUCAAUGAAAUUUAACUUCAGCACUUAUAUCAUCCUUUUGUUGUCUUAAAUACUUUUUCAUACUGAAAGAUUUGCAGUCACCACAGGGUCUGGCCCAGAUGUUUAAAACUAGAGAAAUGUCAGUUAUGAAAAAGAAAAAAAAAUCAGAAGCCAAUUGUAAAUGAAGUUGGUUUGGAUGCAGUUUGAGACGUUGUACUGUAAACAGGAUUUUUUGUUACAAACACAUCUUGUGUCGCCUGGUAAUGAUACUAUUUGAAAGUUCUUCUGACAGCAUGAACCCAUCAUCCUGUGGAGACUUCUCUUUAUAUAUAUCUUAAAAAUGUCCUUCCAUUCAACAGCACUUAAGGAAUAACAGCGAUUAGCUUUGUAUUUUUCAAAUGUGGAUGAACUGAAGCAUCGAGGAGUUUGUGAGGAAUGUAGUUUUUUUUUCAAAAGGAGUGAUUGAAUGUCUGGGAAUAAUGGCAGUGACCGCAUGAGUAUUUUAUUAAUAAUUUGACUUUGUGUUAAUUGCUCAACCAAAAUGUUUUAUAAUCAUGUUUAUCUCCAUUUAUUCAGUGAGUUGUAUUGUGGUUGUUUGGGAAAUUGAGAAGGUUUUUAAGCAGCUUGUUUUUCUCUGGUGCAUUUCAAGUUACACUCGGAGGAAAUGUGAAGCCUGUCGGAAAACACAAGGGAGCUCGCACCUUAAACAGCUGACAAUGGAGUAUUGUGUCCUUAAUAUCUGCAACAAUAUCCUCACUUUUUAUCCUAUCAAUUUCUAUAUUUUUUACUUUGUUUUUCCAUCUCCUUUCUAUGAUAUGUCGACGUUGUACCUGUAUAUUAUUACAUUUGUAGCUUAUAUUCCCUCUCCACUUGUGUAUGAAUUAGGCAGGUUUGUUGGAACUGUCUUGAGAUGUGACUGUGAGCAUUUGUGUAUGUGACCGCAUGCCAUUAAGAUCUGUAAACAACAUUGCCGCUCAGUUUUAUUUCCAGUGCCAUUCGUCGUGUGCCACAUGGUUUGAAGGAUUGAAAACGUCUUCCUUUUGCACACGUCACGUCAUUGUCAUGAAUUAUAAUCCAGUCAGAAGGUGAAACUUUACAGUUAAUGUCCGUUAAGCCAGUAUUGCAGACCUCAUCAUAGUUGUGAGCGUAAAAGGACUUAUUUUAUCCGUGUUAUUACUACAUUGUGUGGAUUUUGUGAUAUGAAAUAAGUGUAUGUUCAGUUUCUGUAUGUUUUUCACUAUGCUGAAGGUAGCAGCAAUUGCAUUGAUUAUUAUACAGUAGAAUCAAUUUUUCCUCAGUAAGUCAUCACAUUCUGACUGACAGUUACUCUGACAGUUUGUAUUCAACAGAGAUGCAUAAAAAAGGGUUCAGGUUUUAAUUACAAAAUGUUGGAAAAAAAUAAAGAUGUGAAGAGGAA
Molecule: messenger RNA, 5212 nt
Organism: Pungitius pungitius (ninespine stickleback)
Lineage: Eukaryota; Metazoa; Chordata; Actinopteri; Perciformes; Gasterosteidae
Gene: smarcc2
Product: SWI/SNF related, matrix associated, actin dependent regulator of chromatin, subfamily c, member 2
Biological process (GO): positive regulation of DNA-templated transcription
Cellular component (GO): npBAF complex; nBAF complex; SWI/SNF complex
Molecular function (GO): histone binding; nucleosomal DNA binding
Source: RefSeq, a predicted model, not a curated record